GGCGCUGGGCGCCCGCGCUGCGCGGCGAGCGGCGGCCACCACGGAGGAGCGGCGGCGGCGGAAAAGUUUUGGUGUGGGGGGCAAGAGGCGCGGAGGGGGAUUAUGAUCGGUGCCGGCGAGGGAUUCCCAGACACCACCAGGCUGGCUGCAUCCAGUAGAUAGCUGGUAUGAGGACUUUGCUGUCCGAAGAAAGCUGAUUGCAAUACCAACAGACUUCAGUGAAAGGAAUUAUUGUCCCACCACGCAAUUCACAUACAGACGGCUUUUGGUAGCUUUAAAUUACCUGUUGCUCACCUGCAAAGACACAACUAUUGUUUCUUUCAGCACACAUGGAGGAAGGCAACAAAGUUUGUAACCCUGGCUGAUUAGACUGUGGCUUUCUUAUAAGAAAUAGGAGGUAGGCAAAGAUUAUUUUAUACUUAGGCUUCAGGACUUUAUCUCUAGCCUGAACACUGGACAUAAACUAAAGCCAAUUCUAAUGACCUGAGAUUUUGCUACCUGUGCUUUAUUACUGUUAACAAUUCUUUAAUAAUUUGGUACUUUAUUUCUUUAAAUUAGAAAUGGGAUCGUGGACUAGAAUGUGGCCCACAGAUGGGGCUGUUCUCAUGAAAUCAUGGCUUAUCUUUUCCCUGGGGCUCUACAUGCAGGUCUCCAAAACUUUGGCCUGCCCAAAAGUGUGCCGUUGUGACCGAAACUUUGUCUACUGUAAUGAGCGAAGCUUGACCUCAGUGCCUCUUGGGAUACCAGAGGGUGUAACCGUCCUCUACCUCCAUAAUAACCAAAUUAAUAAUGCUGGAUUUCCUGCAGAGUUGCACAAUGUCCAGUCUGUGCACACGGUCUACCUGUAUGGCAACCAAUUGGAUGAAUUCCCCAUGAACCUGCCCAAGAAUGUCAGGGUUCUCCAUCUGCAGGAAAAUAACAUUCAGACCAUUUCUCGGGCUGCCCUAGCUCAGCUCUUGAAACUGGAAGAGCUGCACCUGGAUGACAACUCCAUCUCUACUGUUGGUGUUGAGGAUGGCGCAUUUCGGGAAGCUGUCAGCCUCAAGCUUCUGUUCUUGUCCAAGAAUCAUCUAAGCAGCGUACCAGUAGGCCUUCCAGUGGACUUACAAGAACUUCGAGUAGAUGAAAACCGAAUUGCUGUCAUUUCAGACCUGGCUUUCCAGAAUCUUACCAGUUUGGAGCGUCUGAUUGUGGAUGGCAAUCUCCUUACUAAUAAAGGCAUAGCUGAAGGCACCUUCAGCCACCUCUCCAAGCUCAAGGAAUUCUCAAUAGUACGAAAUUCACUGACCUACCCUCCUCCUGAUCUUCCAGGUACACAUCUACUAAGACUGUACUUGCAGGACAACCAGAUAACCCAUAUACCACUUACAGCCUUUUCAAAUCUCCACAAGCUGGAGCGUCUUGAUAUUUCCAACAAUCAGCUUCGGAUGUUGGUAAAAGGGGUAUUUGAUAACCUCCACAACCUGAGGCAACUCACUGUGAGGAAUAAUCCCUGGUUGUGUGACUGCAGUAUUAAAUGGGUCACUGAAUGGCUCAAAUUUAUUCCUGCUUCCAUUAAUGUACGGGGUUUUAUGUGCCAGGGACCAGAACAGGUCCGAGGUAUGGCAGUCAGGGAGCUCAAUAUGAAUAUGUUGUCAUGCCCCACCACCACCCCUGGUCUGCCAUUUGUCAUCACCCCAGCCUCAGCUACAACCAUGCCAACAACAUUGGUUCCCACCUCAUCAGUUCCUCCCCCAAGUAGCAAAUAUAAUCCUCUCACUCCCACCAUAACCACGCUCCCCACUGUGCCUGACAGGGAGGACAGAGAAAAGGUGACACCUCCCAUAUCUGAACGGAUUCAACUCUCCAUCCAUUUUGUGAAUGACACUUGCAUCCAAGUUAACUGGAUGUCUCUUUUUACCGUGAUGGCAUAUAAACUCACAUGGGUAAAAAUGGGCCAUAGUCUGGUAGGAGGAAUUGUUCAGGAGCGAAUAGUUAGUGGUGAGAAGCAACACUUAAGCUUGAUAAAUCUAGAGCCUAAGUCCACGUAUCGGAUUUGUUUGGUUCCACUGGAUGCUUAUAACAAUUACCGAACUGGAGAAGACACUGUCUGUUCGGAAGCCACAACCAAGGCUUCCUAUUUAAACAAUGGCAGCAACAUCCCCUCCAGCCAUGAGCAGACGACUUCUCAGAACCUGGGCUCCCCAUUUCUGCUGGCAGGGUUGAUUGGGGGUGCAGUCAUUUUUGUCCUCGUGGUCCUGCUCAGCAUUUUUUGCUGGCAUAUGCACAAAAAGGGGCGUUACACCUCCCAGAAGUGGAAAUAUAACCGAGGCCGUCGGAAAGAUGACUACUGUGAGGCAGGGACCAAGAAGGACAACUCCAUCCUGGAGAUGACGGAAACCAGCUUCCAGAUUGUCUCCUUAAAUAAUGAUCAGCUCCUUAAAGGAGAUUUCAGACUGCAGCCCAUUUAUACCCCAAACGGGGGCAUUAACUAUCCAGACUGUCAUAUCCCCAACAACAUGCGAUACUGCAACAGCAAUGUCUCAGAUCUGGAGCACUGUCAUACGUGAUAGUGAGGGGAGAUGGGGGUACCUAGGACAAAGAGCAAAAACUCUGGAAAAAGUAAACCCUCCAAUAACAAUGAAAAAAUUACAUUUGAUAAAUGUUACACAGAUGCAUUUAUGCAUUUGAAUACUCUGUAAUUUAUACGGUGUACUAUAUAAUGGGAUUUAAAAAAAGUGCUAUCUUUUCUAUUUCAAGUUAAAUGCAAAUGGUUUUGUAACUCUUUGCUUUUUAAAUCUUUAAAAAAUAUUGCUAAGUACUGUACAGGGUUGUACAAUAAGAACCCAAUGUCAUGGUAAAGGAAAGAAUGGCUCAUUCUUCAAACAUUAACCACUUUGCUGUCGAAGCUGUCUGAGGGAUCUAAGUUCCUAGGUAUCCCGUAGUACAGGAAAAUAAGUGCAUAUUAAAACAGGGUCACUAGGAGUAGACAAAGGCAAUUCAGAUCAAAUGGGUACAACUCUUGACUCAAACACAUAAGUUGCUGUUGAGCUUCAAAGAAUUUGAAAUAAUUCUGUUCCCUUUUGUCAGUUCUCUGUUUCCUACCUCCAAGUAAAAGCUGGAGUUCUGAGUGUACUAGAAUGACUGUCUUUGGUUUGAUUAGUUUUUCUGUAAUAUACUUGGAGUAGGAAAGGUAGGCAGAACUCAGUGUCAAAAUCAAAGUGACCUUGAUUCCUAUUUGCAAAAGCUACUCUAAAAAUGUCCCCCCAAAGUAUAUACUUUUAUGUUAGAAUCUAUUUAUGCUUUUCAUUACGAUUAAGAAGCUUUAGGCAUUCUCUGACCCUUCCCAGUGGGAGAUGGAGGUUAUCAGUAUGUAACAGAUAGCUGUCAUUAACUUGCACCUCUCUUUAAUAGAGCAGCAUUUGUUAACACAGCAUGUUCAGGUAAGGCCUGAAUGAGGGAAAUUCUCAGCUCUGUAGAAUCCUUUUAGAAUUUGCAAUCUAAAAGUGCAAAUUACUGAAAACAUGACACAAAUUAUGAUGUCAAUGGAAAGGAUGCCAUUUACUUUUAUGGUUCAAGCCCUGUUUGAUCUGGGUUAUGUUCAGUACAGAGAAAUAAGGAAAACAAAGAAACCAAUAAACAGAAAACAAAGAAGAAAGAGAUUAAAAAAAAAAAAUACUGGAAAGGCUUCCAGACCUAUUAUGAACUGAAAUAUAUUCAGCAGGGGAAAUUAUGUAUAAGUUCUGUUGUUUUUUUUUCUUUUUUUUCCCCCCAUGGAAUGUAUUGAGAUGGACAUUAACUAAGCAUCUGAUCAGCUUAGGAAUUUUGAGAACACAAGUACAUGCUGUCCCUCCAAAUCUCCAAAUUACCCUUCUUUUAUCUUAAGCUUUUUGGAAGUUUUCCACAGUGAUCUGUACUUUUAAAGCAGUAGGUGGGCUUAGAAUUUGCUCUUUUAUUCCCUCAAAUUCUUCAGCUGGAAUCACUUCUGAGUCCUUGAGCUUUACAUACACUAUGCAAAACAUCAUGCUUAUAUUAAAAUCAUGAUGCUGCUCUCAAAAUUAUAUAAAGUUCCAACAAAUCUGUGGCUGCAAAAGACCUGUAUUUCUUGCCAGUUCAGUGGUGAAUAUUAAUUCCCCCCCCCCCCCCCCCCCAGUUUGUUUGUUUUUUAAUGUGUCUCACUUUCUCCUGAGUUUGGGAACAAAGCAAAAAUUCACAACAAGGAGGAAAAAAGAGACAAAACUUUCCUGCGGGAGUAGGGAACCAAAGAGGAAACUUUUUAUGGUAAUCAGCUAGGGACAAGGAAAAGUCAUUAGAAUAAACUGGAAGUAAGGGCUGAAGCACUGUCACUAUGGAAUGUUUAGAUUUUUCACUUUAUGAGGCUGCUUACAUUGGGAGAGAGCGUUUUAAUCCUUUCCUUUGCUUAUUUCUAUCUAUUCUUCAACCCCAGCAGUCUAUGAGUGUGCAGUUUCUCAAAUUGCAUGAUAACACUUAUUUUCUGCAAUGGCAAAAUGAAUACAAUUUUUUGGUGAUAGAUGGCAAAGUCCAAUCAUUAUGUAAGGAACUUCAUUCUCCCCCAACACCUUUUAUAAUCACAUUUUUUAAUUCCACUCUAUAUUCUGUAUAUUUGCUCUUUUCUCCAGCUAUUACAGGUAUUUUAGGCAACCUGUGUGGCUACUGUAAUGGUAACAUCACUGAAAUUUGCUGAAUAAAGGCUGCCAUAUGAUUUCAUGGUGUAAAUCUAGGUAGAUAUGUCUAUGCAAAGUGUUUUCUCUGUGACCUAUUGACUUAAGAGCAUGAGGAGAAGGCUGAUACUUUGGUUUUGUUUGUUUGAUAAUAUUUUAACUUCCAAAAUCCGUAAGACAAACAGCAAAUAGUUGUGCUUCUGCUCUCUUCUUUUGCAUACUGGAUACAUAAGAGUUUGAGAUUAAGCAGAGCCAGGGAUUCCCAUGGGGUGUGGAGCUGGUAUUUAAUUUCAUUAAAAUACCUAGCUGUACAUUUGAUUUCAAAAUAUAUCCUUUGAUUGCACAUACGUAUAUUGUGUAGCAUUUGAUACUUCCAUGACUUAUGCUGGAGGAAUCCUUAUCCUUCUCAAUGACCAUCAUCUGUUCUAGGCCUCAGGAUACAACAGAUAAGCUAGGUGCCCUAACUGUAGCAAAUGACUUAUUCAGGAAAUUCAGCAGUACAGUACAUGAAUGAUCCACAAGCUCAAACUGAUGACAACAAAUGUGGCUAGCGACCUAAUAAGGUGAAAACAGGAGGCAUUCACAAACUAUUUGACUUGAUCUUGUAUGAUUAAGUGUAUAUACAUAUAUGUGGAGCAUACCUAGAUCAAAAAUCAAAGUGAUUUUAAAGAUAACAUAGUUUAUGCAUCUUUUCAGUAUGAAGAACAUAUAUCUAUAUAUAUGUAUAUAUAGAUUUGUAUGGGAUAUUGACAAAGUUCCUUUUCUAUAAAUAUACUUAAAAAAAAAAAAGUAACAUGCUAAACCACUUAUACCAAAAUUCAUGGAGAAAACUGGGAGCACUGUCUAAAGAAAUUCAUAACUGUAGUCAAGCAAAAGGUCAUAUUUUACAUUGGAAGAAUAUUUGUUCUAAUUCUAAUUGCUAUCUAACUGCAAAACAUUUCAUGGACUUCAACCUACAGCAGAGUUUGGGAAGUUUCAAACAAAGUGUCAGAGUUGCACAAACAGCUGAGACUUCAUUUCAUGACACAUCUAAAUAAGUAGAUAAUGGACUGUUUGCACUAAGAAAGAUAAGAAGUCUGGACAAAGUUUGGAAAAAUUAUGGAUAACAAUAGUUUGAUAAUUUAAAAUUAAAGCUAUAUAAGUAACUUUUUCUUUGGGCUUUAUAGAAAUGGGAUCAUUUUUAAUUAGUGCAAACACAAAUACUAACUAAAGGGAACUCUAUGGGAGCAGAAGUCCUAAAUGUAUGCAUAUACAAUCCAUCAGAAAUUCCAAAAUGUUCACUUGCAGGUCCUAAUUUGCAGAGGUUUGUUGGACGUAUGGGCAAAUGAGUGGUUCACAGACAAAAUUUGACCCAUCUUUCAUUGUAUACCACUAAUGGCUGACAUAAACGCAUGGAAGAGUUGAUGAGAGAGUUUGAGUGAAAUUAUGUUAAACCAGUAUCACAACAAUGCUUUACAGCAUUGUCCAGCACUUUGGUUCCAUUUGAAGACUUAUUUAAAAGCAGGCCCCCAUUUUCACAGGUUCUGUGAUGAUAACAGGUGUUCCUUGCCUAUCAGCAGAAAUAAACACCUGAUGGAUGCAAGGAUUUAUGUUAAAAAGUUUUCACUGGAGACAUUGUUAUUGAAUUUCUUCACAUGAGCAUUGAGGUGUUGGGUUUUUUGAAAAUAUAUUUUUGAAAAUAUAUUAGGCAUUUUCCCUAUUGGCCAAUAAGAAAAAUAAGAUGAAUGUGAU
Molecule: messenger RNA, 6392 nt
Organism: Rhea pennata
Lineage: Eukaryota; Metazoa; Chordata; Aves; Rheiformes; Rheidae
Gene: FLRT2
Product: fibronectin leucine rich transmembrane protein 2
Exons: 2
Coding region: 561-2549 (662 amino acids)
Molecular function (GO): protein binding
Source: RefSeq, a predicted model, not a curated record